Bipolaris sorokiniana ND90Pr is the source of this 645-nucleotide messenger RNA. RefSeq lists its product as uncharacterized. The record is from RefSeq and is a predicted model, not a curated record. The coding region runs from base 1 to 645 and encodes 214 amino acids. The transcript has a single exon. NCBI's taxonomy places the organism in Eukaryota, Fungi, Ascomycota, Dothideomycetes, Pleosporales, Pleosporaceae.
AUGGAUGAUUUCAACAUUGCAGGAUCUCAAUCAUAUGUGAAUAUUGGAGGACUUGGAUUAGAAAUUCUACAAGAGGGCGGGACUCCAGCUGAAGCAAUGCAAAGCAUGUUGAUGAGCGUUGUACUUGCAGACUACCAGCGUUCUGUUUUCACGGAAGUUCCCAAUGGCACAACGAGCAGUACAGCCGCCUUACGUAGCUUUUUUAUCACAACCCAGGUGCCUGGAGGCAAUGGACGAACUACAGCCAACCCCGCCGGAGCGACACGAUCGUACGUUAUAGUCAUAGUCGCCACAGCUAUACACAGCGGCGCCGUACUUGUAAUCCUUGUGCUAUUUAUCACAAGCACCAAAAACACCCUUAUAUGGGAGAGCUGGCAUAUGAUCGCCCAAAGUAUCAGCGCAGUCACCGAGCCUUAUCUCAACCAGGCAACUCUGGCCACCGACGCCGGGAUCAAGAAGCAAAUGAAGAUCGAUGGUACUUUUGGUCAAGCUGUGUUCAUCAGAGCCGAUGACAGUGGAGUCAGAGCUAAAGUUGGUGUUGUUAGACAACGGUCGAAGAGCACGAGAGUACAAAAGGACUCCCGGAGUGGUCUUCUGAUGGAAGAGCUGAGGUCUUUUGAGAAAUGUAGAAAAAUAGACACAUAA